Messenger RNA from Plasmopara halstedii, 363 nucleotides. RefSeq lists its product as uncharacterized. The record is from RefSeq and is a predicted model, not a curated record. Lineage: Eukaryota; Oomycota; Peronosporomycetes; Peronosporales; Peronosporaceae. Bases 49 to 258 code for a protein of 69 amino acids. The transcript has a single exon.
UUUUGACAAGAGCCUCUCAACUCUGCCCCCCAUUUCAUACGUCAAACCAUGAAGCUCACGAUUUGCCUUAUUUGGCUUGCUGGUCUUGUUGCCGUCUCUGGUGAUGAGACAAGUACUUGCAUUGCACUAUGCACAAGUGAUAUGAGCUCGGCACGCGAUCAUUGCUGCGACGGUAUGCGAGUAAAGAAUUGGAAAUCGUGCUGUAAAGCAAAUUGCAGCAGCAAAAAGAAUAUUACGAUUCCGUGCGACUACAACUGACCAAAAGGCUGCAUCGAAGGUUCCAACUUUCACAAUAUCGCGUUGAUGACGCGUAGCAAUCAGGAAAGCUAAUAAAAGAUCGUUUUUCCUAUAUCUCCAUCAUUC